Molecule: messenger RNA, 5938 nt
Organism: Dinoponera quadriceps
Lineage: Eukaryota; Metazoa; Arthropoda; Insecta; Hymenoptera; Formicidae
Product: ral GTPase-activating protein subunit beta
Exons: 24
Coding region: 363-5048 (1561 amino acids)
Biological process (GO): regulation of small GTPase mediated signal transduction; activation of GTPase activity
Molecular function (GO): GTPase activator activity
Source: RefSeq, a predicted model, not a curated record
UUACUGCGCUACUGUGCGGUUCCAGCGCAACUGAAUAAAACCAACCUCUAUCGCUCUAUAGAAUGUUUACAAGAUUUACAAGGCCACGUCAAAAAAGAUAACCUAUUUACUCCUGUCAUUUGUACGUGUGUGAUAUGUAGCUGUCAAAACGAUCAGCUGUUGUCAGUCGGCAAGUGCAGAGAUGUUGAAAUGUCAAUAUUUUGGAGAGUGAUUAAUGAUCCGACAUUAUAUGCUAAUCAAAGUACGGACUGUGUGUGAAGUGAAAGUUUCCGGUUCCCAACGGUCCAGUGCAUAAUUGGAGUAUUCAACCCUUUGCAGCUACUUUUUAAUCAUAGGGCAUCCAGACGUGUACUGCGUAAUCUAUGAAUUUAGGCGUAUUCAACAGAGUUAAUCUUAAGGAUUCCCAAGGAGGGAUGUAUUCAGAAUGGGCUUCACUGAGUACUCUGAUCCAGCAGGGCUCGGAGGAAAGUCAAAGUGUACUCGAGAAAUUUCCUCCUGGCGCGGGGAGAGAUGUGGCACUAUCCAUAGUACGCCAACUUGCAGCUAAUCUCGGUAUUACUCAAGCCGGAGAGCCCAGUCCACUCUGUACUGACAAAGAAGUCCAAUGGUGCAUGGAAGUGAUAUGUUUUGGCCUGUCAUUGCCAUUAGCUGAGCAUGAUACCGUCAGAGAUUGUGUUAAUAUAUAUUGCGAGUGGCUGUCUGCAUUGUAUUCCGCACCUAAAGUUUCUGUACCAGGACCGAUCAUAGAUGAUCCGAACUUCUAUGCUAGGAAAAUUAUAAGCCACUUCCACAAUUUGUUCGUCCCAAGGAAAGGAGAAGUCUGGCCAUUUUUAUAUCAGGAUCUAGGCACGGACACGAUAAAUCGACAGGCCGUCCUGUGUCACCGAGUAUUAAGGACCUUUCAGCAGAUCGCAAGAGGCCCGGCAACCUUGGAGAGAGAAACGUGGGAGAGUCUGCUGUUGUUUCUCAUUGGCAUCAACGAUGCGUUACUGGCACCGCCGGCGACUAGAGAAGACGCAGGGGAGCAGCUCUGUGAAAGAGUGCUUGGUGUGUUGUUGGAGGUAUGGCUGGUAUCCUGCGAACGCAGUUUUCCGUCGCCUCCCUUGUGGCGUACACUACGAGAAUCUUGCCUGCGAUGGCGUCACAGAUUGGCUUUGGUGGAGCAAUGGAAUCGCGUGUGUCUUGCCCUUACAGCCAGACUGCUGCAAAUUAUGUACGGACCGAUGUUUCCUGAACUGAAGAUCAGUGAGGAGGAUACGCAACUGGUACCACCCACUAUGCCGGACGAAGCAGUGGCACAGGCAUGGUACAGACUGUUGCGCACCAUCGGCGACCCCGUGGAUCUAUGUAGACCCGCCAUUGUUUCGCAAACGCAAGCGUUCCUGCAAUACGCCAUCGCCAGUCCCAACGUCAUAGAUCCCUGCCAGCAUCCGUGUCUGCAGAGCUUGCCGCAAAUAUUUCUGAAAGCUAUCAAAGGCAUAGCGGGUCAGGUUGACGCUUUCCUCGGAGUUUCACAGGCAUGUUGCUGGGAGGAAUGUUGUGUAUCCAACGUUGCGUCGGGAAAUAGUAAUACAGGAGGCGGGGGUGUCGGAUGGGACAGGUCGAGCGGCAAGGAUCAGCCUCAGCCUUCCCCUACACCCCCAACGCAACGCAGACUUGCCAAAAGUUUCAGUGUCACUCCCUCUGCGGUUACUAAGGGAAUCCCAAAAGCCUCAUUAAUUGGAUUAACAACAAGCCGCGUAAUCAGCACGCCACCGAUGCUGAUAACCAAUUCCGGACCGUCGUCCGCUUCGAGCACAGCAUCUAUGACUUCACUCGGCCAAGACAUCAGACCGCCUUUAGCACCCGGACGUCCUAAGUGUAACAGUAUACUGCAUCUCUUCGGGGAAUGGUUAUUCGAGGCUGCGUUUAUCGGCACUGAGGGCUGGUCCCAGAAUUUACCGCAACCAUCCGGUGCCUCGAAACGUCCGUCUUCGGUGCUCGUCGACGGGCCGAGUUCGUUGCAAGAAACCGUGAGCGAAGUGCCGUCGACGCUCUGCAUAGACCGCUACGAGUCGGGCAGAGCGGAGGCAUUAGGCGCCCUGUGCAGGAUCUUUUGCGCUAAGAAAACGGGCGAGGAGAUCUUGCCCGUGUAUCUGGCCAGGUUUUAUCAAGCGAUGUAUCAUGGCCUCAAGGUGGACGAAUCGCGUGAAUGUGGUGAAACGCUGGCGAGUAUUUUGUUGAACUCAGCCGACUUGUUUCGUCUCGACUUGAACGGCAUACAAGUGUUGGUGCCGGCCGUGUUAUCCGCUUUGGAAGUCGUUCUACCGGAGAAAGACUUGAAACUGAAAUCCAAUUUAGUUUCAAAACCGGAUCUGAGAAGGGCCUCGAUACAUCUGUUGAUAUCGAUGUUAACAUUGCCCCUGCACUUUCAGAAUCUUGCCAUCAAGGAACUUCCGACAUUCCCAGGCACAAACUUAUCUGACAAGACUCCCAUAACGUUUGUACAGUUAAAAUCGAGACUCAUGAAUUUGCUCAUAAACGCUUUGCAAGUGGAGACCGAUCCUCAGAACACACAUAUGCUGUUGGGGGCUCUUUUACUGAGUGUACAAGACUCUGCGGAGGCGGAAGAAGUGGAACAAGUCACGCAGCCAGACGUCGUGGCGAAUGACUCAUCUACUAAUUUAUUAUCCUCAGUCACCAGCGAUUCAGCCAGUCAAAUAAGUAUAUCCAGUGAUCAACGAUCAAUUGGCGAUGCAUCUGAUAUUGCGACUCUUCAAGAGGAAUGCAUUGCAUUCGAUUCCGCGCACGCUCUUUUUGUACGCGCUACGUACUUGGUGUGUCAUCGUUUGAUUUCAUCAUGGAAAACUGACUUGAAUAUCUCUCUGGCAGCGCUCGAGAUGCUGUCGGGAUUAGCGCGCACACGUAUUCGCGAAACAGCGAGGAAACUUACAGACGCACUGGAAUGUAAAAGAGCGGUGAAGUGGUUGUGUGAUUACAUUGCGUAUCAAUGUUGGCGUCCACCUCCGGCACAUUCUAAGGACCUCCACUCUUCCAUCGUUGCGGCGUUCAAUUGCUUAACAACUUGGUUGACCGCGCACCCACAGUUAUUACAGGACAAAGACUGCUUGACCACAGUAUUGGAAGUCGUUGAACUCGGGGUAUCCGGCACUAAGAGCGUCGGGAAACCAGGCGAACCCAUCAAAAUGAAAGACGAGAAAGAGCUGAAGCCUGCGUCUAUGCGUGUCAGGGAUGCCGCCGACGCCCUUCUCACUAUUCUAUUGGAACAGGUCGGUUAUUUUCCCAGUGCCUGCGGAGCGCAGUCGCUCUCGUCAUUGUUGGAUGAAGUUUCGUUACUCCGGCACUGCAACAGCUGGACCGGUGGACGAGUAGCCCGGCAAGCGGCCGUAGAGAGAUUCCGCUACUUCGUCUCUGAAAAUGCAAUAGUGCUAGCUCUGUUGGAGGAACCUCUGGGGAACGAUCAAGACCCUCAACCGACCGUGACGGUUCUGAUACGCGGACCAUUCGGUAGACAUGCGUGGACAAUGCAGCUGCGACACUUACCGCGUCACCGGUCCAGCAUCAGAAGCAUCAACAACAAUCCCGGCAGGCCCUUGCCGUUGGCUGAGGCCGCUCCACGGACGGAUUAUAAGCCAAGAUUCUUCCCGGAUAAUGUGGAUCGCAUUCCGCAUUGCAAAGUGGACGAAUCAAUACCAAGUCUCGAGGCAGUUAUGAGCGACAACGACGCGGUACGAAACGAACACCAGAUCCUCGCGCAACUCUUAGAGCGUCAAAUCACGCUCGAGACCAAAUGUGACAAUGGUAAUGUAAAAAAUACAGAAGAGAAGAGCGAAGAGUGCGUGCCGCCGCAGAUCUGUCAUGAGUUCCAAACGGCCCGUCUGUUCUUGAGCCAUUUCGGUUUCUUAAACAUGGAGCCUAAAGAAAACGAGGAGUCCAGAGAUAGCGGCCUUAUUGCUCUAGAUCCGACUAUUCCCGGAUUCUGUAUGGAUUUGGAGACACUAGACAAUAUCAGUCCACGAACGUGUGACACUGUUCAUAUCUUUUACGUAAAAGCAGGUCAAAAAUCUGCAUCUGAAAUAUUAUCAAACGUGCUGCACGAGGAAAAUGUGUCGCCGAAUUUUUUGGAGUUUCUGAGCUCCCUCGGUUGGCCCGUUUCUGUGUCCACUCAUGCAGGCUGGACCGGUCAUGUAUCCACAUCCUGGAGGGCGACGGCGCAGGUGAACGUGCCGCAGCCGGCCCAUAGCAAUCAUGGCGGAGCGCUUUACAACGGUGACACGCACGUGUUGUACUGGGCCGACGUAAGUUCCGAAAUUGCAUUUGUGGUGCCUACUCAGUCGUACCUCAUGGCCAGCUCGGACUCAUUAGAAGAAACUAGCAGUUACAGCAGCGAUAUCAGCAGUGGUCAAGCGUGGUUCGAACGAAGCAUCAGUGAAAGCACGGAUACUCGGAUUUCUGGUGUGUCACAAAAUACAGCUCAGGCUUCGAGAGCGAUGUCGCUCGACUUGGAAAAACAGCCGUCGAGCUUGUCGGGAAUAGGUCCGACUAAUUCGUCAAGUGCGGAUCCUAUCAAACCGAGAAGGUCGACGAAACAGGCUCUACCAUUGCAAACCAAUACGAAAAUCAUGGUAGUGUGGUUGGAGAGUCUAGAGGAUCACAUCCAAUUUCCGAUCGGUGAUCUGCUUCCUUCCACCUGUACCGGGCUGGAGCAGUCGAGGAUGAUGCAAGCUACCGAUGUACAAGUGAUUUUUUUGCAAGCUCUUGCUAACGGUUUGAUGAGAGUCAGAUUGCAGGGACCAGUCUCUAGAAUCAAUCUAGCAACACCUCUAAUCGACGGUAUGGUGGUAUCGAGGAGAGUCUUGGGGACAUUAGUUAGGCAAACAGCUCUUAAUAUGGGACGUAGGAAGAGGCUCGAUAACGACAGUUAUCAUCCGCCGCAUGUGCGAAGACGUUUGAAAAUUCAAGAGAUGGUACAGAAGUACAAGAGGAAUUUAACGGAUCCGGAAUUGUUGACGCUUUUAUUCAGCAGCACUCAGACUUAUCGAGUAUGAGCAAGUUUCCAAGAAUGAAAUUGAGGAUAUCAGCAAUCUGAUAACAUUAUUGCAAAUUCACGCAAUCGCUUGGAAUAAAACGUCUUGUCACGAUAUCUUACAUUACAUGUUUUAAUACAAGUAUUACGUAAAGAACUCUACAUCUUAGCCGUUAUUUUAUUACUCAUCAAAUCGGUACUGUAGAUAUAGCGCUGUAAGGUAGAUUAUAUUCACAUUUCAUGAUCAAAUAGCUACUUUAAUAUAAGAUAUAAUGAAAUGUAUCAUUUAAUUAAUUUAUUGUGUAUAAUAAUACAUGCAUUCUAUACUCCCAUGUUCUAUAUUGCGUAAUUUUCCGAAUGGACUACCCUAAGGCUUUAUAUCGGUUAUGUGUUUUCAAUAUCGUCAUUAUUCAUAUCUGUGUAACGCAAGUAAAAAUUAAAAUUGUAUUCCGUGCACACACACAUUACAUACGAUUACGUAAACACUUACAUGUUUUUCGCAUGUGGAAUUAUGAAAGGUUAUGUCGCGAUAAGAAAUGUAUAUUCGAUAGAUUAGUUAACGAAUCAUUACAUUACACUUCAUAUUUGCUCCAAGGUCGAUUCUAGAUAUAUCGAAUAACGAAUGAAGCGUUUAAUUCGAAGUUCUGUGGUCCCCCAUACGAACUUGAUGAUUUUGCUCAUAAAUGUUUAAGCAUAUAUGUUCAAGGCUGUCUUUGAAGAAGUACCAGGAAUACGUUAGAGAGGAAAAAAGAUUUUUUGUUUGAUUGUUGUCUUUUAUUUUGGCCAUUAGCGGAAUGGGAUUUUAUAAAGUGUUUCGUCUCACAACGAUCCUACCAAAUUGCGUUUCAUCAUUAACACGUUCAUUGUCAAUCACGCGAUAUCGCGUGAUGCGAGUUCUCACCAAACGGCCGA